AUGCCUUGGCUAUCUAUUCUCCUUCACAUCCUAUCAAUAGUGGGAACCGGUUUGGCGGCCGACAGCAUUGUGUAUAAGGAUCCCGACACCGGCUUUACGUUUUCUCAAUACAAUGCAAACUACAAAUACCAGAGUCCGAACGUCAUAACCUUUCGAACCGCCGUCCCUACAUCGGCGACGGCUCCGUAUGAUGUUGUCCUACAGUUGACGGCCCUCAAAGAGGUGGCAUGGCUUGGGUUGUCUUGGGGAGGGACAAUGCUCAAUAACCCCUUGACUGUUGUUUGGCCUAACGGAAACACUGUCACUAUAUCAAGUCGACUUGCCACUCAACGCUCUCAACCAACUGCAUAUGCCGGGGAGACACUUCAGGUCCUGAAAACCGGUACCAAGGUCAACUCUACGCACUGGGAGGUCACGCUGAAGUGUAGUGGAUGCACCUCGUGGACAAGUUCCUCGGGAUCGACGACAACACUCAACCCAAACGGCUCCAACAGGCUGGCCUUCGCAUACUCGUCGACCGCUCCAUCGACGCCGUCCUCAAACACGUCGAGCUUUGGUGUCCACGAUCUUUUCGGUUACUGGAAUCAAGACUUCUCUCAAGGACAGAACGCGGAUUUCCAGGCUCUGGUGUCAAAAAAUAGUUAG
This is a messenger RNA of Diaporthe amygdali, 645 nucleotides long. RefSeq lists its product as uncharacterized. The coding region runs from base 1 to 645 and encodes 214 amino acids. Lineage: Eukaryota; Fungi; Ascomycota; Sordariomycetes; Diaporthales; Diaporthaceae. The record is from RefSeq and is a predicted model, not a curated record. The transcript has 3 exons.